This is a messenger RNA of Aethina tumida (small hive beetle), 1523 nucleotides long. Its product is annotated as probable chitinase 2. NCBI's taxonomy places the organism in Eukaryota, Metazoa, Arthropoda, Insecta, Coleoptera, Nitidulidae. The coding region runs from base 142 to 1473 and encodes 443 amino acids. The transcript has 6 exons. Gene Ontology annotation, cellular component: extracellular region. Gene Ontology annotation, biological process: carbohydrate metabolic process; chitin catabolic process. Gene Ontology annotation, molecular function: chitinase activity; chitin binding. The record is from RefSeq and is a predicted model, not a curated record.
CGUAUACCCGUUUCUGUCUUGCACGCGAGCUCGAAUCGGAACAAUCUGAAGAGACGACGAUAUUCGUUGGUGUAACUGUAAUUUUAUUGCACGGGUUCAGUUUCGUCCGUACGGCAAGAAGACAGACAACUUGUACAAGUUAUGUGGCAAAGGUGCGGAUUAUUGUUUUUGAUAAUUUUCGCGUGCUAUGUAUGUGCAAACAGUACGGGUCCAAGCCAUGGAAAAAUUGUUGUUUGCUAUCUUGGAUCGUGGUCGGUCUAUAGACCAGAUCGUGGAUCAUUUACUAUAGAACAUUUGGAUCCGUCCCUGUGUACACAUCUUAUAUAUUCAUUUGCGGGCUUGAAUCCCAAAGAAGACUCCAUUAAAUCUUUAGAUCCAUGGCAAGACUUGCAGGAAAACUACGGCAAAGGUGGAUACCAAAGACUGACCUCAUUAAAAUUAAGAUACCCACAUUUGAAAGUGACCUUAGCUAUCGGAGGUUGGAACGAAGGUUCGAAGAACUAUUCCGACUUGUCAGCCUCUUCUACCAGACGAAGCAGAUUUGUUGCCACUGCUGUUGAUUUUAUAAAGAAAUACAACUUCGACGGUUUGGAUUUGGAUUGGGAAUUUCCGGGCAAACGGGGUGGCGCCGAAGAAGACAAACUAAACUUUUUAUUGUUGGUAAAAGAAUUGAGAGCGGCUUUCAAAAAACACAAUCUCUUGCUGACCGCCGCAUUUGGCGCGGGUAAAGACACAAUCGAUGUCGCUUAUGAUGUAGAAGGAUUAGCCGUUUAUCUAGACUUCAUUCACAUGAUGUGUUACGACUACCACGGCGCUUGGGAUCAAAAAACCGGAGCAAACGCACCACUUCGCAGCACAGAUGUUCUUAACGUGGAAUACACGAUUAAUUAUAUGAUCAAAUUGGGCGCUCCGCCCAAUAAAUUAGUUAUGGGUAUUCCAUUAUAUGGACGUACGUUUAUUUUGCCCGAAAAGACUACUGUUUCGACCAACAGAAAACCAAGACUGGGAGAAGUAGCUAAAUCGAUGGGCUUCCAAGGACCAUAUACUAGAGAAAACGGUUUUAUGGGGUACAACGAGAUAUGCGUAGAACUGAAGAACACAACUGCCGACUGGAAACAAUAUUGGGACAGCGAAACUAGUACUCCAUACGCUGUGUCGGGUACCAAAGUCAUAACCUACGAUAAUGAAAGAUCAAUAGCAGAUAAAGUGAGAUUUGCAAUGGAAAAAGGUCUUGCGGGGGCUAUGGUUUGGUCUAUUGAUACUGACGAUUUCCAAGGCGAUUGUUCUGAUGAUGAACAAUUCGUCAACUUCCCAUUAAUGAGGGGCAUUAAUAAAGCUAUCACUCAGGCUCUGGAAGAUAUCAAGAACUCCAUCAUCAAGGAGAAAGUCGAUGAUAAGGCUGGUACGGCUUCCUCAAUAUCUGCACGCACUGGUCUCGCUGCUGUGAUAGCUAUUUUCCUAUAUUUUUUCUAGGGAAUUGUAUUUAUUAGGGUAGAUUUUAUAAUAUAUCUUUUUUAAAAAGA